AUGGCCUACCGUACUACUCUGGAUCUGCUCUAUAAAUUGCUUAGAUAUUUCCCCAAUUAUGAAUGUGACACCCGGAAAAACUUAAUGGCUGUCAUAGGCGGGCUUCAGUCCGAUACAUCCUUCCACAUGGCAGACGUUCUAGAACUCUACAAGAUUCCACAGCUCACAUAUGGCUCGUUUGCCCCCAUAGACAAGGACAACGCAAAAUCCCCUUCCUUCUUCCGCAUGGUUCCCAACGAAGCCCAUCAGAACUUAGGUCUUCUCCGGUUACUUCAGCAUUUUGGAUGGAUAUGGAUUGGGAUCUUUGCUGAGACUGAUGAUAGUGGAGAACAUUUCCUGCAAGAAAUGGUGCCAUUGCUUGCAAAAAAUGGAAUUUGUGUGGCCUUCACAGCAAUGAUUGUAAACCAAGGCUUUUGGAAUAACUUUGGGGAUGCUAUUGGUUUAUUUUCAGAUGUUAAUGCAGCUUUAUUAGGUAGCAACGUUAGUACAAUUAUCCUCUAUGGAGAAACUAGGACCGUUAUUUCACUGAACACAUUUCUACAUUUUUUAAAUCCUGAAAUACUGGAAAAUGCUUCCUUAAGAUGGGUGUGGGUUAUGACAGCCCAGGCUGAUUUUGUAUUAUCAGGCAUUCAAAAGUUAUGGGGUUUUGAAUUCUUCCAGGGUACAAUGAUCUUUGCAAUUCACUCUCAAGAGCUCCCAGCAUUCCAGAAAUUUCUUACAAACAUAAAACCUUAUCGAAUACAAGGAGAUGGAUUUCUCAGGGAUUUCUGGGAACAAGCAUUUGACUGCACACUUCCAAAUCCUAAAGAAACCUCUGUGGUUGAUGGAAGAUGUACUGGGGAGGAGAAAAUGGAGAGCCUUCCUGGGCCUGUCUUUGAGAUGCACAUGACCGGCCACAGCUACAGCAUCUAUAAUGCUGUCUAUGCCAUAGCUCAUGCUCUGCAUGACUUAUAUUUAUCUCACUCUAACCGUAGGCCAAUUUCGGGUGGUGGCAAAAGAGAUGGCCUUCAGGAACUCCAACCUUGGCAGCUCCACCCCUUUCUUCAAUACCUGUCGUUUAACAACUCAGCAGGAGAAAGAGUGUCUUUUAAUGAUGAUAAGGAAAUGGAAGGUGGGUUUGAUGUCAUGAACUUGGUGACAUUCCCCAACAAGUUCUACGGCAGAGUAAAAAUUGGAAAGGUGGACCCUGAUGCCUUGGAAGGGAAAGAACUGAUCAUUGAUGAGGGGAGAAUUCUGUGGCACAGUUGUUUUAACCAGGAGGUGCCCCUUUCAUUGUGCAAUGACUACUGCCAUCCUGGGUCUCAAAAGCAAAAAAAGGAAAAGGAGAAAUUUUGCUGUUACGAUUGUGUUCCUUGCCCAGAUGGAAAAAUUGCAAACCAGAAAGAUAUGAAGGACUGUAUCAAAUGCCCAGAAGAUCAAUAUCCAAGCAAGGGCAAAGAUCAAUGUAUUCUCAAGACAAUCACUUUUCUGUCCUAUGAAGAACCCUUAGGGAUCAGUUUAGCGUCACUUGCAGUUUCUUUGUCCCUAAUCACUGUCUUGGUGCUGGGGAUUUUUUUUGAGUGCAGAGAUACUCCUAUAGUCAAAGCCAACAACAGAAAUAUAACCUAUGCUCUACUAAUCUCUCUCUUGCUCUGCUUUGUUUCUUCUUUGCUGUUCCUCGGACAACCUACCAAGGUCACCUGUUACCUCCGACAGACUGCUUUUGGCAUCAUUUUCUCAGUGGCUGUUUCUUGUGUUUUGGCCAAAACUAUCACUGUGGUAGUAGCUUUCAUGGCCACCAAACCAGGGUCCAGCAUGAGGAAAUGGAUAGGGAAAAGACUGACCUACUCUAUUAUUUUUCUUUGCUUCCUUGUCCAAGCAACCAUUUGUAUGUUGUGGCUAGGAACAUCUCCUCCCUUCCCAGAUGUAGACAUGCAGUCAAUGACUACAGGGAUAGUAGCAGGGUGUAACGAAGGCUCUGCCAUCAUGUUUUAUAUUGUCCUGGGCUACUUGGGACUUCUCUCCCUCAUCAGCUUGACUGUGGCUUUCCUAGCCAGGAAGUUGCCAGACACGUUCAAUGAAGCCAAGUUCAUCACCUUCAGCAUGUUGAUCUUUUGCAGUGUUUGGGUGUCUUUUGUUCCAACCUACCUAAGCACCAGGGGGAAAUACAUGGUAGCCGUGGAGAUCUUCUCCAUCUUGGUCUCCAGUGCUGGCUUACUGGGCUGUAUCUUUUCACCCAAGUGCUACAUUAUUCUUCUGAGGCCCGAGCUGAACAAAAAGGAACAAUUAAUAUGUAGAAAGAAUUAA
Eublepharis macularius is the source of this 2286-nucleotide messenger RNA. Its product is annotated as vomeronasal type-2 receptor 26-like. NCBI's taxonomy places the organism in Eukaryota, Metazoa, Chordata, Lepidosauria, Squamata, Eublepharidae. Gene Ontology annotation, biological process: G protein-coupled receptor signaling pathway. The transcript is spliced from 5 exons. The record is from RefSeq and is a predicted model, not a curated record. Gene Ontology annotation, cellular component: membrane. Bases 1 to 2286 code for a protein of 761 amino acids. Gene Ontology annotation, molecular function: G protein-coupled receptor activity.